AUGAAAGGGAGUGCUCAGAUGCUCAAAAUCAUUCUCAUUGGAUCUUCUGGUGUUGGGAAGACUUCGAUCAUCCAAAGAUUUGUUACGAACAAGUUUGACCCGAUCUACAAGUCUACCAUUGGGUGUGACUUUCUUGCGAAAACGGUGAAUGUAGAUGGAAGGGAUUAUUCUUUACAAAUUUGGGAUACUGCAGGACAUGAACGUUUUAGUAGUAUAGUGAAUUCAUUUUAUCGUGGAAGUGAUGGUGCAAUAGUGGUAUUUGAUGUCACAAGUCCACCUUCAUUCACUGACAUUUCUGGAUGGAUUGGGGAGUUUGAGAAAGGUGUGAAUUCAAAAGAGGUGCCUAUAGUAAUAGCCGCAAAUAAAGUUGAUGUAGACUCGCGGAUGGUAUCUGAAGAAACUGGAAGACAAUGGGCUGUUGGGAGAGGGUAUACUUAUGUCGAGACAAGUGCUGCGACUUCUAAUGGAGUUUCUGAUCUCUUUGUGGAAAUGGUCAAAGCAAUUUCAGCGUAUAAAAAAGGUGGUAACGAUGAAGGACUGGAACCAAUCCCAAUAGGAAAUGUACAAAAUAAAGAAGACGGAGGAUGCUGCUAG
Messenger RNA from Entamoeba invadens IP1, 594 nucleotides. Its product is annotated as ehrab7g protein, putative. The transcript has 3 exons. The coding region runs from base 1 to 594 and encodes 197 amino acids. NCBI's taxonomy places the organism in Eukaryota, Evosea, Mastigamoebida, Endamoebidae. The record is from RefSeq and is a predicted model, not a curated record. Gene Ontology annotation, molecular function: GTPase activity; GTP binding.